AUGAAGAAAUACUGCGUGUUUUUCCUUUUCGUGUUAAUCACGCAAGAUGCUUUUGGCUUUGGUCUGAGAGGCAAAAGACAAACGGAGGAGAAAAGUGAGACCGAGUUAGAAGAUAGAUACGGUUGGAACAGGCCGUUUUAUCCCAGAGAGCCCCAACGGCCAAACCAGCCCUCUUUCGGACAAAGGCCCUACCCAGAAUUUUAUCCGGGUCAAAAUUUGUAUCCUGGUCAAAGGCAAUUCCCCAACUCUGGAUUUCCCGAUCAAGGCAGGUUCCCCAACCCGGGUCAGAUCCCGGAUCAAGAACUUUACCCCGGCCAGCAGACAACCACACAGAGACCAAUUGACGGGUCCUCAACUCCAGCUGAUAGUGACCCGGCCGUGCAGGACUGCAUUAGGAGUUGUCCCGUGACGGCAGAAUACAAUCCAGUCUGCGGCACCAAUAGCGUGACAUAUCCUAACCCUGGCCGCCUGAUGUGUGCGCAAGCUUGUGGAGUUUCGGUGAACUUGCUUCGGUCGUCUCCGUGCCCAAGCACCACCACGGCGACUCCAGUC
Molecule: messenger RNA, 552 nt
Organism: Iphiclides podalirius (scarce swallowtail)
Lineage: Eukaryota; Metazoa; Arthropoda; Insecta; Lepidoptera; Papilionidae
Source: the annotation of a GenBank genome assembly